This is a messenger RNA of Fusarium oxysporum Fo47, 570 nucleotides long. RefSeq lists its product as uncharacterized. Lineage: Eukaryota; Fungi; Ascomycota; Sordariomycetes; Hypocreales; Nectriaceae. The coding region runs from base 1 to 570 and encodes 189 amino acids. The transcript has a single exon. The record is from RefSeq and is a predicted model, not a curated record.
AUGCGGGCACAACACCAUUUCUCUGUCAAGGUCCCCCUUCCCGGCAACCUUCCGCCUCAAUUCCUCAUUGGCUGGCUACAGAAAUACACCACGACCCUGAAACACAAUUUCUCCGUACUCAGCUUUGUGGAGAUCUCAACUCUGCCGGCGUCGAUUGCAGACGAUCCUUUUAUUGGGCCUUGGGACGCCGCUAUUCGCACAUACCACAUAGAUGAGCUGUACACGCUGAUCCCCGGGCUCACGGUGCGGAUGCAAUGGUCAGCAGUUUACAAAUGUGUGCCUGGCGGUAUUCGGCUGCGCGUGUCCGCCCCUAAUGGAAACGUAAUUCGGUCGCAAUGGAUUGUUCGGCCAUGUUGGGACGGUUCAACUCUAACAAGUCCGGGAUCUGGCUCUACGUCAAGUUCAACAGUUGUGGAGGACAUGUGGGAGCUAUAUGACGAGGGAUAUCUGGAGGGCAAUAGGCUGAUAAUGCCAUUUUCUAGCAGAUAUAUCGACAUGGUGCAUGAUAUCCAAUCAAAGGACAUGGUUGAAGCGGCGUUGCUGGACUUCAUCACUGGGAAAUUCACAUGA